AUGUUAUACUACCUCUUCACGCUCUUCUUCGCUCUCGGUGUUGCGGCAGCCCCUGCCAAUUUCGUCCUAGAGCAGAGGCAACCUGCCGAUGGCAUCCAAUGCGGAGACACAAUUCACAGCCAGAGGAAUCUCGACCGAGCCUUUUCAUUUGGCUGUUGCCUCGACGCGAGGGGCCUCCAACUGGGAGCUAAUAAAUACCCUCACAACUUUGCGAAUCAUGAGAAUCUCGACUUUCUGGAGGAUGAUCAACCAGUUGAAGGCCCAUACAGGGAGUUUCCCGUCCUCAGAAGCGGUCAGCUUUACACAGGUGGUGCCCCUGGCCCAGACCGCGUCGUGUUCAAACAGACCAAUGGCGGCUGCCAGUACAUCGGUGCCAUGACCCACACCGGCGCGGUACCCCGUAAUGCAUUUGUUUUGUGUGUCCCGCCUCCACCUUUAUUUGGGGCCUGAUUCCAGCGUCAGGGCAACGUGGCCUGUGGUGGUUUAGCUGGUAUGUUGGUCUUGCGAGGAUGACUGUAUCUAUACCUACCUGUAACUUAGGCUCAGCUGCUCCCUCGGUUUUCGCUUCCCUCCAACAUCAUGGUUACCGUGACGUAUACACUGAUUCCGUGUCAAGCAGCACCAUGUUGAAACUGUUAAGAUUCCGGGUGAAGCUAGACGAGAAGCCUAAGGCGUUAGGUAUGUAUGUCAGUAACUUAAAGAUCAUU
Messenger RNA from Parathielavia appendiculata, 707 nucleotides. RefSeq names its product Ribonuclease/ribotoxin. The coding region runs from base 1 to 450 and encodes 149 amino acids. Lineage: Eukaryota; Fungi; Ascomycota; Sordariomycetes; Sordariales; Chaetomiaceae. The record is from RefSeq and is a predicted model, not a curated record. The transcript has 2 exons. Gene Ontology annotation, molecular function: RNA binding; RNA nuclease activity.